AUGGCGAACCCUCAAAGGAGCAAGUGUUUGAGGGAUCAACAGAUCGACGAAAUUGUCACGAUGCUUAACCUCAAUACCAAGCCCGACCCCUUAAUCCAAACAACCUUAGAUGGUCUCGUGGUGCCUGCCGUGAAUCCCGAUCCAGUCUGGAAGGUGCUAAUAUUCGACGAAUUUGGCAGAGACAUCAUUUCCUCUGUCCUCAAAGUUGCUGAUCUACGGGAGAACGGCGUGACCGUACAUAUGUUGUUAAAGAGUGAGAGACAGCCCAUUUCAGACGUCCCGGCAAUUUAUUUUGUGGAACCGACAUCCGAAAACAUUCAGAGAAUUAGCGAGGAUCUGGCCAAAAACCUUUAUGAAUCAUAUUACAUUAAUUUCUUGACAUCCAUCCCAAGACCUUUGCUAGAGGAACUUGCCGCCUCCACCAUACCGAAUAACACUUCAAACAUGAUUGCACAAGUCUAUGAUCAAUAUUUGAACUUUAUUGUUUCCGAGCCGAACCUAUUUUCACUGAAUCAACCAAAUAUGUAUUGCUCCUUGAAUGACCCUACCGCCGCAGAAACUGCCAUUGAACAAGCCAUCGAUAAAACUGUCGGUUCCUUGUUUUCAGUGUUGGUAACGAUGGGCGUAAUACCGAUUAUUCGAUGCCCCAGAAGAAAUGCGGCCGAGAUGAUUGCGCAAAAACUGGAUAGCCGUUUACGCGAUCAUGCAUUGAAUUCUCGGAACAACCUUUUCUCUGACGCCUCCGCGUCUUUAAAUUUUCAGAGGCCAGUCCUAUUGAUUCUGGAUAGAAAUGUUGAUCUAAUACCGAUGCUGGGUCAUUCCUGGACUUAUCAAGCUUUGAUACAUGAUGUUUUGGAUAUGCACUUGAAUAGGAUUUCAAUCGAAGCUGAAGAGAUGGGACGCAAGGUCAAGAAGAGUUAUGAUCUGGAUAGUAAAGAUCUUUUUUGGGCCAAAAAUGCCGCAAGUCCAUUUCCACAGGUAGCCGAAGAUAUCGAUGUGGAACUCAAUCGGUACAAGUUGGAUGCCGCUGAAAUCACGAAACUUAGUGGUGUCAAUUCACUUGACGAUGUCAACCAAUCAGACUUUUCUCAAAACACCCAACACUUGAAAUCUGCUAUCACCGCAUUACCGGAACUCACGGCACGUAAACAAACGCUUGACAUGCACAUGAAUAUAGCCACAUCCCUACUGCAAGGGAUUAAGGAACGUCAGUUGGAUACUUUUUUUCAGAUGGAAGAAUCUAUAACCCGACAAGGUCGAUCAACUGUUUUGGAUGCGAUCAGAGACCCAGAGAAAAAGUCCCCCGAAGACAAACUCCGCUUUUUCAUUAUCUAUUAUCUUUCGGUUGACGAAGUCACAAAGGAGGACAUGGCGGAAUACGAGGAUGCUUUACGCUCUGCUGGAUGUGAUCUGUCUGCGUUGAAUUACGUAAAAAAAGUGCGUGAAAUCACCAGAAUGACCAUGAUGUCUACGCCCGUAUCUCAGAGUUCUGGAUUCGGUCAGUCCAGUCAACUCUUCCAAGGUGGCACGAGUGAGACUGACGAUUAUCUUUACUUCGAUCCAAAGAUGGCUCGAAAUUCAAAUGUCAAUAAACAAUCUAGAAAUAGGAUCAGUUUUCAGGAAGGAAUUGUGUUUAUGGUUGGUGGCGGAAAUUACAUUGAAUAUCAAAAUUUGCAAGAAUUUGCGCAGCGUCAACCGGAAAAAAAGAAAAUUACCUAUGGAUCUACCCAAAUACUGAAUCCUCAUGCUUUUCUGCAAGAACUG
Acaulospora colombiana is the source of this 1764-nucleotide messenger RNA. NCBI's taxonomy places the organism in Eukaryota, Fungi, Glomeromycota, Glomeromycetes, Diversisporales, Acaulosporaceae. The record is from the annotation of a GenBank genome assembly.